This is a messenger RNA of Ahaetulla prasina, 1656 nucleotides long. RefSeq names its product vomeronasal type-2 receptor 26-like. The transcript has 7 exons. Gene Ontology annotation, biological process: G protein-coupled receptor signaling pathway. Gene Ontology annotation, molecular function: G protein-coupled receptor activity. The coding region runs from base 1 to 1656 and encodes 551 amino acids. The record is from RefSeq and is a predicted model, not a curated record. NCBI's taxonomy places the organism in Eukaryota, Metazoa, Chordata, Lepidosauria, Squamata, Colubridae. Gene Ontology annotation, cellular component: membrane.
AUGGAGGAGAAAAAGACAAAGCUCCACACAAGUUUCCUGUAUCUUGGCAAAAACUGCCAUGUGGUUCUUGCCUUCAUGGCCACCAAGCCAGGGAACAAGACAAGGAAACUCUUAGGAAAACCACUGACCAACUCCAUUGUCUUAGCCUGUCCCCUGGUCCAAGCCGUUCUUUGUGCCACCUGGUUGGGAACCUCUCUCCUGUUUCCCAACCUGGAUUUCCACUCCUUAAUGGGAGAGAUUAUCUUGGAAUGCCCAACACCCAAUUUCACCUUGACUCUCGAAUUUAUAGCCAAGAACUACCAGCACUUCAUGGCCUUAGUCUUUGCAAUCACAGAGAUCAACAAUGAUUUGCUUCUGCUACCCAACAUCACCCUUGGCUUCAAUAUCUAUAGCAAUUUCCAGAUUGAGAUGUCAAUUUCCUCAAACAGCCUCUCCCUGCUCUCCACACGAAGCCGAAUGGUUCCUGGUUAUAAAUGUGACCGGAAGGACCCUCUGCUCUCCGUCAUUGGAGGUCUCAACUCUAAAUCCUCAAGGCUGAUGGCCUCCAUCUUAAGGUUCCAAAGGGCUCCCUCAGGCCAGGAUUUCACCAUUAACAAAGAUGCAAUCACCUGGACCACAAAGGAAGUGCCCUUUGCCAGGUGUGGCAAGAAGAGAUGCCAGGCAGGAGAGAGGAGAAGAGUUCCAGAGGGUGAGCAGGUUUGCUGCUACCUGUGUGACCCUUGUCCAGAAGGGACCAUUUCUAACCAGUCAGAUGCAGCCCACUGUGAUCCUUGCCCAGAAGACCAAUUUCCCAACAAGGAUAAGGACUACUGCAUUGCCAAGAAGAUCCACUUCCUUGCCUAUCAAGACACCCUGGGAUACACUUUAGCAUCUCUCGUUCUUUGUCUCUCUUUGAUCACAUUGGCAGUUCUGGCAAUUUUCAUUAUGCAUCGUGACACACCGAUUGUCAAGGCCAACAAUCGAGAUCUCACCUACAUCCUUCUGGUCUCCCUCCUGCUCUGCUUCCUCUGCUCCUUCCUCUUCAUUGAUCAACCUGGGAAGGUCACCUGUCUCAUACGACAAUCUGCCUUUGCCAUUCUCUUUUCCCUGGCAGUUUCCUCUGUCUUGGCAAAAACUGUCAUGGUGGUUCUGGCCUUCAUGGCCACCAAGCCAGGGAACAAGACAAGGAAACUCUUAGGAAAACCACUGACCAACUCCAUUGUCUCAGUCUGUCCCCUGAUCCAAGGAAUUCUUUGUGCCACCUGGCUGUUAAUCUCUCCCCCAUUUCCCAACUUGGAUUUCCAUUCCUUGGUGGGAGAGGCCAUCUUGGAAUGUAACGAAGGCUCAACUUCGAUGUUUUACACUGUCCUCUCCUACCUAGGUUUUUUGGCCUUCAUCAGUUUCACAGUGGCCUUUCUAGCUAGGAAAUUGCCUGACAGCUUUAACGAAGCCAAGUUCAUUACUUUUAGCAUGCUGAUUUUUUGCAGCGUUUGGAUCACCUUCCUCCCCACCUACCUGAGCACCAAAGGGAAGUCCAUGGUGGCUGUGGAGAUCUUCUCCAUCUUGGCCUCUGGAGCUGCUCUCUUGGCUUGUAUCUUUUUCCCCAAAUGCUUCAUUAUCCUAUUUAGGCCCCAUCUGAAUUGCAGAGAAAAUAUGAUAAGACACAAGAAUUUCUAA